This is a messenger RNA of Colletotrichum abscissum, 2019 nucleotides long. RefSeq lists its product as uncharacterized. The coding region runs from base 1 to 2019 and encodes 672 amino acids. The record is from RefSeq and is a predicted model, not a curated record. The transcript is spliced from 3 exons. NCBI's taxonomy places the organism in Eukaryota, Fungi, Ascomycota, Sordariomycetes, Glomerellales, Glomerellaceae. Gene Ontology annotation, molecular function: oxidoreductase activity.
AUGUCUGCACCAUUUCAAUCAUAUGCCAUCACCGGAAUCCCGACUGAGGGUACGGGUCCCCCACCGUCCCGACGUGAGAUCAACGCUUGGGCUACACAGAACCCAAUCCAGCUAUCGCUCUUCAUCCAGGCUCUGCGAAUCUUUCAGAGCAUGGACUUCAUGGAUCAGUUAUCCUACUACCGCAUCGCCGGUAUCCAUGGCCUUCCGGCCACGUCCUGGGACAACGAUCCUAUCCCGAUAGAGGUAACAAAAUCCUAUCCAGGCCACUACAAUAACCCUCACAAGGGAGGCUCAGAGACUCCUGACUUUUAUUGCCCACACAACUCGUUAAUCUUCCCAACUUGGCACCGUGCCUACUUGCUUCUCUUCGAGCAGCGCCUUUGGGAGAUUAUGACGAAAGAGAUCGUCCCUACAGCCCCCUCCAGCGCUCAGCAGCAGUGGAUGACCGAAGCGAAUGCCUGGCGUUUGCCGUACUGGGACUGGGCCAACAUUCCAAGUGUCCCUGAUGUUGCGAGUACUCAAAAGAUCACCAUCCAGAUGCCAGAUGGGACGUCGCAAGAGGAUUGGAACCCGCUCUAUCAGUUCAGCACGGCCAACAUGACGCAAUUCAAGACCACUUCCAUGCAGCCUAUUCUUGCCGAUCAAACGACCUUUGGGCAAUUUGCCAUCUUUGAUGAACCUCCUACCAACCAAACGUAUGCCACAAGCCGAUGGGGACUCGACAACCCUAUCACGACUCAACAGAUUUCCGGAAUAGUCAAUAACCAGGCCGUAAAUACUGCACUACAGACACCGCCUUGGGCAAAUGUCCAGCAUGCUAAAGGGCUCAACGGCAGGCUUGCCGAACAGGUUUCGCGACUCUUCGUCCCCAGCAACUUUAACAACUUCGCCGAAUUUGCGACAACUGCACAUGGUAAACAGGGUCCUUGUGGAUGGCUCUCUCUCGAGCUGCUGCACAAUUGUAUUCAUGACUUCACGGGUGGCGUCGGCUACACUCCUGACCCGCCCGCCAACGGUACUAAAAGCCAGCCGCCGGGGCCGCCGCCUACAGAUUCCAAGGUUCGCCCGGUGAAGUAUGGCUACGGCCAUAUGGCUGACCUCGGUGUCGCGGCCUUUGACCCAAUCUUCUGGCUCCAUCAUUGCAACGUGGAUCGUCAGCUUGCGAUCUUCCAGUCUCUUAACUCCGUGCCCUGGUGGUCCGGCCAGGACGUGAAGAACGACCCGGCUUCCAAUGACCCGUUGUAUCCAUUUCAUACCGAUGCCAACUUUGGACACUGGACCUCUGACGCGCUACAGUACUGGACCAAGCUUGGAUACACCUACGACGACCUCACGCCUUCGGAGGAAUCCAAUGCUCCCACCGUCACCCCUGAGGUACUCAUUGGCCGCCUGACAGCCAAGUACGGCAUCCUGAGGAACCUAUUGAAGGAGAAUUCGCACAAGAACGUUGCCGGGUUAGAUAACGACUUCAUCAUCAACGUUCUGUACAACCGUUAUGCUCUUGGAGGCCGAAGUUACAUCAUCUACUUCUUCCUCGGUAGCAACAACAGCAACGCCUCCGGAAACCCCCAGGAUAAUCUCUGGAGCGAGGACUAUAUUGGCAGCAUCCACAGCUUCUCGAGGAACUGGAAGAAGAGCGGAGUGGCGUGUGCCAACUGCGUCAAGCAGGAGAGCAUUCAGCAGCUUUCAAAGGGACAAGUGCCUCUGACACUGCAGCUAUUGAAGAGAGCUAUUGACGAGGACAGGUGGAACGACAUCAAGCAUCUUGGGUCGGACCACGUCCUCGAUUAUGUGAAGAAGAACCUGCACUGGAGAGUCGUGGCUCUACCCGGCGAGGUCAUCCAGGAGGAAGUAAUGCCGGAUCUUGAGGUCACCUUUUUGGCUGGCAAAGGCACUCAUCCUGAAGAUCCGGAGAAGUCUUCGGAGUUCCAUGAUUACAAUGAUGAGUGGAAAAUUACAAAGGGCAGCAAUGGAAACUGCCGAUGGGAACAAACCAGGAAGGACGGCAAGAAACUCUAA